GUUCUCCCUCAUCUCCGACCGAUCUCCCUCCCUACCCCCUCUUUCCCUUUGUCUUCGACAUCUACUCGGAUUCUGUCUCCUAAUCCGAGUCUUCUCCUUCUAUUCAACACCAGCCAUCAUGUCUGCCUCCAAGGCGGAGUCUCAAAAGAUCUUUGAGAAACUCAAGCUCAAACCCGCAAACAAGAUCUGCUUCGAUUGUGGCUCCAAGAACCCAACAUGGUCCUCCGUGCCUUUUGGUAUCUACCUGUGCCUUGACUGCUCGGCCCAUCAUCGUAACCUGGGCGUCCACAUCUCCUUUGUUCGCUCCACGAACCUCGACCAAUGGCAAUGGGAGCAGCUCCGGAUGAUGAAAGUCGGUGGAAACGAGUCUGCCACUAAGUACUUCCAAUCGCAUGGAGGGUCUGCCGCUCUGGCCAGCAAGGACACCAAGGUCAAGUACACAUGCAAUGCCGCCGUCAAGUAUAAGGAGGAGCUGAAGAGACGGGCCGCUCAGGAUGCGCAACAGUAUCCCGAAGAAGUGGUGAUCACCGACAUCCCCGUCGGCACCUCGUCCAACGGCUCCAGCACCCCGGCCGGUGACGCUGAUGACGAUUUCUUCUCCUCGUGGGACAAGCCGUCCAUCAAGCGGCCAAGCAACCCUCCUUCCCGCACGGGUACCCCUCCCGUCGUGAGUCGCACCGCAUCGCCCUUCCUGAACUCGGGUGCCAACGGCUCGCGCUCCAAAUCCCCGCUUUCCGCCUCCGAUAAGGACAGCCCUGCUGCCUCUCCCGCGCCGGCCGCUAUCCGGGCCAGUGCUGCUGUUCGCAAGACCUCCUCGACCGCAACUGCGAAGAAGGGCAGUGUGUUGGGCGCCAAGAAGGCCCCCAAGCUUGGGGCCAAGAAGAUCGUUAGCGGUGCGGACAUGAUCGAUUUCGACGAGGCGGAGAGAAAGGCCAAGGAAGAGGCUGAGCGCAUCGAGAAACUGGGUUACGAUCCCGAAGCCGAACGGGCUGAGGCUGAGUCCAAGGCUAAGGCCACCACCGCCGCCGCGCCGAUUGCCUCCCCUACCCCCAUCAACCCUUCGCGGACAUCUCAGGAACGUAGCUCCGGUGAUGUUGAGCGCCUUGGAAUGGGCAUCGGGAGACUGGGAUUCGGACAGACUGUUGGCGCACCGAAGCCUCCUGCUCCGAAGAAGUUGGGCUUUGGCGCUGUUGCUACCAGAUCUGCUGCUGAUGACGAGGAACUGAAACAGGCCAAGUCCAGAUUUGGCACUCAGAAGGGCAUCUCGUCGGAUGAGUUCUUUGGACGGGAUCGCUUCGAUCCUAACGCCCAAGCCGAGGCCAAAGAGCGUCUUCGUCAAUUCGAUGGAGCUACUGCUAUCUCUAGCAACACCUACUUCGGCCGCCCUGAGGACGAUCUUCCCGCCGAGAGUGACACCUAUGGAGACAUCGAGAACGCGGCGAAGGACUUUGUGCGUCGGUUCGGUAUCACAGCCGGUGAUGAUCUCGAGAACCUGACGCAGCUGGUUGGAGAUGGUGCCGUCAAGCUACAGGGUGCUAUACGCAGCUAUCUUAACAGCUAAACGAGUCCCUUUUUUUUGUCGUACCUAACGCCUUCAAUUCCCCGCUUCUCGCACCCAUCUUGAUCUUUUUGUGUUAGCCAAUUCUAUCUUCGAUCUCCUUCCACAUGUGGCGUUUACAUCCUCAUGAACUUUCUAUUCCCCAGAUUCGUACCAUUGCUAGACAGACAACUAACCCGGUCGACUUCCAUCCGGACGUACAGUGCUUCGCAGGCUGCUAGACCCCGUCAUCACUUGAUGCGGUGUAGACCAGACCGGCCUUUGCUCGUCAGCCGUUGCUUUUUCUUUCUUUUCCAUUGUUCAAAAUUACCGUCAAAAAAUUAUUUCGCUACCAGCUUCGAAACGCUCCUUGGGAUUCUUGUAUAUUCGUUGCAUAUAAGUAGUGUCACUUGCCAGUAUUAGGAAACCGCAUCAAUGUAAACGCCUAGCAUUGGGUUCUUUC
Molecule: messenger RNA, 2000 nt
Organism: Aspergillus aculeatinus CBS 121060
Lineage: Eukaryota; Fungi; Ascomycota; Eurotiomycetes; Eurotiales; Aspergillaceae
Product: ADP-ribosylation factor GTPase-activating protein
Exons: 6
Coding region: 119-1561 (480 amino acids)
Biological process (GO): COPI coating of Golgi vesicle
Molecular function (GO): GTPase activator activity
Source: RefSeq, a predicted model, not a curated record